Messenger RNA from Menidia menidia (Atlantic silverside), 3007 nucleotides. NCBI's taxonomy places the organism in Eukaryota, Metazoa, Chordata, Actinopteri, Atheriniformes, Atherinopsidae. The record is from the annotation of a GenBank genome assembly.
GCUUGAGGACAGAGUGGGAAAAGGAGCAAGCAGAGUUAGAAGCUGGACAAAAGAACUUAUAGACCCCCUUAUAUACAUAUUUUCCUAAUGUUUUAGGGGAAGCCGGGGUGGUGAGAAAAAAAAAAAACAAUUGCGGUGACCGCGGAUGGACUUGUCUGUGUAGUUAUGGAGCCCCCUUUAAGCAAGAGGAACCCGGCGAUAAGAUUAGCGGAUUUGGCAGCGACUCAACCCCUUCCUCAUCAGAAUAUGACAGGCUUCCCGGGGCUAGGGGGGCAUCACCCUCUCUCCCACCAUGCCCACCUCCACCCUGGGGAGCUGGGCAACGACCCCGGAGUGGCACUCACUCCAUUUGGACCAGAGCACAUGGCACAGACAAAUGCUCUCAAACUUAGCCCGUCUCAGCACAUUCAGAGCCAUCCCGAAGCCCAGACCGCGGCGUCUUUCACUUCUGCUCAGACCACAGUUGGUUUCCCCGUGGCUCACCCCCACUCAGGCUACUCAAGCAGCAGGGACUUCAUCCUCAGGAGAGAACUCUCAGCCUCUGCUAUGCACGCACUUGGCGACCAGCAUAGUUCCGCCUCCUCCCCUCAUCACCAUGGCAUGUUCAUUUCCCCAACAGGUGCUUACGGGCACGCGGAGAGCGGGGCCCAUUCACUGUUCACUGGACUCCACGACCAGGCGUCCCCGGGCGCCCACCACCAUGCCCUCAACGGGCAGAUGCGCCUGGGUCUGCCGGGGGACGUCUACGGCCGGCCGGAGCACUUCGGCCACAGGCCGGAGCACUACGGAGCGUCCACCCUCCACAGCUACAACUCCAUGAACCUCAACGUGAACAUCGCUUCAGCUCCUCACGGAGCCUCGGGGGCGUUUUUGAGAUACAUGCGGCAGCCCAUCAAGCAGGAGCUCAUCUGCAAGUGGAUCGACCAGGAGCAGAGUCAGAAGAAGCCGUGCUCGAAAACCUACAGCACCAUGCACGAGCUGGUCAACCACGUCACCGUGGAGCACGUCGGGGGACCGGAGCAGAGCACCCACGUCUGUUUUUGGGAGGAAUGCCCGCGGGAGGGGAAAGCCUUCAAAGCGAAGUACAAACUGAUCAAUCACAUCCGAGUUCACACAGGAGAGAAGCCAUUCCCGUGUCCUUUCCCCGGUUGCGGAAAAGUGUUCGCUCGAUCGGAAAAUCUAAAGAUUCACAAGAGGACGCACACAGGAGAGAAACCUUUCAAGUGCGAGUUUGACGGCUGCGACCGCAAAUUCGCCAACAGCAGCGACCGGAAGAAGCACUCCCACGUGCACACCAGCGACAAGCCUUAUUACUGCAAGGUGCGCGGCUGCGACAAGUCCUACACGCACCCCAGCUCGCUGCGGAAGCACAUGAAGGUGCACUGCAAGUCCCCGCCGCCCCCUUCCACCACCACCACCACCGUCCCCUACAUCUCCUCCACGAACCCGCUGGGGGACCCCCUCUCGCCGGAGGGUCAGCACCGGGGCCGCGCGGCCACCCUCUCCCCUCAGGUGACCAACCUCAACGAGUGGUACGUGUGCCAGGGCAGCGGAGGCCCCAACCACCUGCACACCCCCUCCAGCGACGUGCCCACGUCGGAUUCGGACGACGAGGACGCUUUCAGAAACUCAGACCCGAGGACGAUGCUCUGACGGCCCGUUUACAACCCCCCCCCUCCACACACACCUGACUCUUCACCCCACGGUUGGCUCCUUUUUACGCGUUACGCGCACCGUCCUGGCCCCGUGGGACCGGGAUGCGGUUGUUAAGAGAUUUUCUCAGUAGAAAGUAAACACUAAAAAUCUUUUCUUUUAUUUUAAAAUCACCUUUCAGGCUCAGAUAUGUGAAAACUUUUUUUUUUUUUUUUAGGGACCCCUGAACUUUAACUUAGUUGUAUAAGCCACAGCCUUUAAAUAAACAACUUAAAAGUUCAAUUAGAUUUGACAUUGAAGGUAAAAAAAAAAAAAGACUUUAAGAAAAGUGCUUGAAUGUGAUUCAGAUUUUUCCAGUCUAGGGUUUCUUUCUCUGCAUGAGAUCAGACUCAACUGGUGUGCUGGAGUCACAUCUUCCCACGUGGCCUCCCAUCAUCCUCUCGCAGUUAAGAAAUGGACUACAAUCAAUCACUGUCACGUUAAAGACGUUUCAGGAGGGAAAGGUACUGCUUUUAACCUGACAGGUGGCAUCAGAGAGUUAAUGGACAUAAUGUGGGAUGCCAGAAAAGAGGCUGUUUCUUUUAGAAAAAUCUGUUUGUCUCUUAAGUUGGGCUACAAACUUAAAGAGAGAGAGAAAAAAGAAAAGACAAGAAAAACAGCAAGCCAACGAAUAUGAGGAGUCAACAUAAGUGUCUUAAGGGAUCUAAUUUUUUUUGUCAGAUUUAUACAAUACAUGUGUUUGGAUGGGAUUUUGUAAUAUUUAAGAACUAUUUAAGACUAUAUUUUAUGCAAAAUACGCAAGUAAUGCUUGUUAAAGAGUCCAGUAAGUCCCUUGAGACCCUAAAUGUCUAAACUGACGGGCUUUGACCCUGUAGGAUUUGUAUAUAUGUACUUGUUCUGAUGCUUGUGAAUGUUGUGUAGUUUUAAUUACAAAAAAAGUGUUGUUUUGUACAUUGUAAUUUAUUUGCUGGUAUCUGUGUCGUACUGGAAUUACAGAAACACCAAAGAAUAAUAAUAAUAUGGGUUUUGGUGAUGUGUAGAGCCCUGCUGAUGGUCUUUUCAAAUUCAAUUGUUCAGCUCACUUGGUUUGUUUUUAUUUGUGCUCUGUAAAAGAAAAAAAACAUCCACUUGAAUAGGCUGUGUAAUGUGAAAAGUCCCCUUUCUCGCAUGCCUUUUGUAGUGACCUGUCUUUCAUAUUAAGGUGCAUGGUGCCAUUGGACAUUAUAGAUAAAAAGAAAAGAGGGCAAUGACUGUGCAGAUCUGUGAUGUUCAAGAUUAAAUUUACAAUACAAAAGUCAUGCUAGAAUUUAAUAAUAAAAAAAUAUCUAUAUACCAGAACACACACAGUAAAUAA